AUCCUGACACUGCGUGUGUGAUGAACUGCUUGUCGCACGUUUCGUCAUACACAACCGCCAUUUUCAGAAGGAAUGGUCGUUUCAUGGCGACGAGUUUUCUGUACAGACCUUGUUCGUGGAAAAGAAAAUUGGACCUUUCGUGUGGGGUUAAGUGCAUCAACUUAGAAUCAACGAGAUUCCAUGCUCAGCUCUACUCGUCUCGAAGCAAAGCCAGCAGCAGCAAGACGACGUCGUCUCGUACACGGAGGAAGUCAGAAGCUGAACCGGUUGUGGAGCUGGAAAAAGAUGCCUUCUAUGUAGUGCGCAAAGGAGAUAUUGUUGGUGUUUAUAAGAGUUUCAGCGAUUGUCAGGCUCAGCUUAGUUCUUCGAUAUUUGAUCCUCCGGUUAGUGUGUACAAAGGAUACUCUUUGCCUAAGGAUACUGAAGAGUAUCUUGGUUCAUGUGGACUUACGAAUGCCAUUUACACAAUCGCGGCUGCAGAUUUGAAGGACGAUAUUUUUGGCAAGCUUAUGCAUUGCCCUUUUCAAGAUCCAGCAUCUUUGCAAGGUGGAGCAUCCGUCAUGGAUGCACUCAAAAAGAGAUCCCAUGAAGUGCCAGCAUCAGAUAAUUUGGAAGUAAUUGGUUCACCUUCCAUAGCAGAUGAUCCAUUGAGAAAGCAUGUCAAGAUAGAUCAUUCCACUCAAUCAUUACCCUUAGAUUCUGGCUUCUGUACUCUUGAGUUUGAUGGUGCAUCAAAAGGAAAUCCUGGACUAGCUGGUGCUGGAGCUGUGCUGCGAGCUGAUGAUGGAAGUUUGAUCUGUAAACUUCAUGAAGGUCUGGGUGUUAGAACCAAUAAUGUUGCUGAGUACCGAGCUCUGAUUCUAGGGCUAAAAUAUGCUCUUAAGAAAGGUUUUACUAAGAUUCGUGCCAAAGGUGACUCCAAACUCGUCUGUAUGCAGGUGCAGGGGUUAUGGAAGGUCAGAAACCAGAACAUGUCUGAUUUGUAUGAAGAGGUGAAGGAACUGAAGGAUAAAUUUCUCUCCUUUGAGAUCAGUCAUGUUCUCAGGGAACUCAAUUCUGAGGCAGAUGCUCAAGCAAACUUGGCAGUCCGUCUUACGGAUGGUCAAGUCCAGGAGGAGGAGUUUGGGAAGUAGGUUAAAUGAUAGUCUACUGCUGGGUGACCUGAGUUUUUGAGGGUUAGACCCUGAUAAGUUCAGGAUAUUUGGGCUUCCAGCUGAGUGUACGAUGAGCACUGUGGCUUGGUGAUUUGCUAUUAUGUGGUUUGUUGGGCAUGAAUUAGCAGCACAGCCAUGAUUUCAGCUGCGUAACUGUCUGACUCGUAGCGUUUCUGUAAAUCAAUCUUUUGAGGUGGAGCCAGGGUGUGGCAGCGGGGUGAAAUAAUUCAUGAUAGAAAGGAGACUCAGUUUCACAAACUCUGAUACGGGAAACAUUGGGAUUUGCAAGCCUCAGCAUACAGAAAAGGAAAAAUGCAUAGGAGAAAUGUGUUAUUAUAGCAUUAGAUAAUAAUUGUUUCAAUAUUCUUAUAGUUUUUAUGCACUUUUACGAACAGUUAGGAGAAAUCUUAAUGUUGUAACAUACUGUGUAUACGACGAUAAAAAUGAAGCCAUAAAGCAUAUACAAUGUGAUU
Molecule: messenger RNA, 1627 nt
Organism: Prunus mume (Japanese apricot)
Lineage: Eukaryota; Viridiplantae; Streptophyta; Magnoliopsida; Rosales; Rosaceae
Product: RNase H family protein
Molecular function (GO): nucleic acid binding; RNA-DNA hybrid ribonuclease activity
Source: RefSeq, a predicted model, not a curated record